AGGGUUGCGGGUCCGGAGUGAGGGGCACCAGCAGAGCUGGGGCGAGGGGAGCCCCGGGCUGGGCUAGCAGGGGCUGCAGGUCAGGAGUGAGGGACCCUUGCAGAACUGGGGGGCUGGGCACCGUAGGGAGGCAAAAGCGAAAGGGAAAGCGGGUGGAUUCCCGCGGGGUUUCCCAGCCCAGGACACAUGAUCCCGGCAGCCUGCGAUGGCGUCGGGGCAGUGGCGGGCGCUGGCCGAGCAGUUCCAGGUGAUCUGCCCCCCCGGGGGGGCUCCAGGUGCGGGGUCCCCCGGGGUGCUGCGAGGACGGGCGUCCUGUGGGCACUGGGUGAGCGCAGCUGGGCUGCGGGGCUGGGUGCGGGCGCUGCUGGACCAGGGCGUCACCUUAUUCCGCUGCCCCUGCUGCCCAGACACCCCUUGGCUCUGGCAGGAGCUGUGCAAACUCGGGCUCUUCUCAGAUGAGGACCAGGCCAUGCUGGAGGCCCAAAUCCUGGCACAGGAGGGGGCCAGGGACAACUACCGCCAGUGCCCGCGCUGCCAGCACCUCGUCCAGCGUCUGGACCCCGGUAGCUUGCGCACCCCCUGCCUGCCCUGCUCCCAGCGGGCCGGGGAGCUGUACUGCUUCUGUUGGGGCUGCCGCACGGACUGGAAGGACCCCUCGCCUCAGGGAAAAUCCUGCUCCAAUCCCCAGUGCCCCCUACAGGCUGUGCUUUACGACACCCUGGAGAUCCAGGCCCCGGGAUCAUCUGUCCAUGGCUGCCCCUCACUGCGGGCCUGUCCCGAGUGCCACACCCUGGUCAGCCACACUGGGCUAGGCUGCCCCCUGGUGGAGUGCCCGGAGUGCUGGACAGAGUUCUGCUACCGCUGCCUGAGGGACCAUCUCGGAGAGGACGCCGACGAGACCGAGUGGGAGCAUGACGAGGAUGAAGACCUGGAUUACGAUAAUUCCUUGGAGGCCAGCUGCAGUAUUGCCGGGAGGCAGGAGCUGAACAGGUCCCCCUAGCCCAAGGGAGACCUGGACUCAACCCCUGCUGCGACCCCUGAGAACUCCCUCCUGCCUCCCCAAGGCCAGCUCCCGCCCCAUCACACUCAGCCCCGUUCCCAGGUUUUGGGGACCCCCAGGGGCCCGACCCCCCCUCCUUGCUCACAGGAUGCCAGGGGCAGUGCAUUGCAGGGAGGAGUAAUGCCUCUGCCAGAGAUAGGGGUGCAGGCACCUGUGACGAAGUGGGGAUUUUCCCUUGUCAUGUUGUAUGUGUCUUACUGUUGAGCAGAUGUGAGUUUUACUGUUUUGCAUGAAUACUGUGUGUGCCUCAAUUUCCCUGUGUGCUGCACUGAUACCUUGGUGGUGGGAAUAGAGGUGUGUGACUUUGGCUGAGACCUCUGGACAGGUGAAGCUGCUCCAGCUGCCUGCACAUAUGCCCUUCGUAACUUGAGACCCAGGAGGGGGAUGCAACCAGGUGAUGAGCAGGUGACUGCCCCGGAAAAAAAGAAAGAGGAGCAAGCUGGGCAGUCUGCUUGGGGGUCUGGAAGAGGGGGAGUCCAGGCCAUCUGGCCCAGGACUCCCCAAGAUGGACUUUGCUGAAAGUCACUGAUUUCUGUGCUGAUAAGUUCUGUUCUACGCUGUGUUCCUGUCGACUAAUAAACCUUCCAUUUUAUGCUGGCUGAGAGUCACUGCUGACUGCAGAGUUGGGGUGCAGGGCUCUCUGGCUUCUCCAGGAGCCCCGCCCAGGCGGACUCGCUGUGGGAAGUGCACAGUGUGGAAGGGGAUGCUGAAUGCUCCGAGGUCAGACCCAGGAAGGUCGAAGCUGUGUAAGCUUCUUGCCCUGGAAACAGUCUGCUCCGAGAGAGGAGGCUCCCCCAGAGUCCUGGCUGGCUUCAUACGGAGUAGUUCCAGAGCAUCGCCUGGUGACUCUAUGACAGGGCUAUUGCCCCAUCUCUUGGGUAUUGGGGUGUAGAGAGAACUGACGCCUCUCCUAGCUAUUGGGCUGCAGGGGCCAUUGCCCCAUCUCCUGGGUAUUGGGGUGCAGAGAAGACUGAUACCUCCCCCAGAUACUGGAGUGCAGGGGGCAUUUCCUCCUCUAUAGCCUAUUGGGAUGCAGUGGGCACUGCAGCUUCACCUGGCUGCUGGGGGACAGGACUAGUGGGCCUGUCCCGAGUGCCACACCCUGGUGAGCCACCCUGUGCUAGGCUGCCCCCUGGUGGAGUACCCGGAGUGCUGGUUGGAGUUCUGCUACUGCUGCCUGGGGGACCAUCUCAGGGAGAACGCCAACGAGACAGAGUGGGAGCAUAUCCCCCAUUAGGCCAGUAGGGGAGAUAAGUCCCCCAGCAUCACUGCUCCCCUGUCCUCUAGGCAGGGGUGGGAGUUUUAUGGGCCUGUGGUGCCCAUGCUCCAGCAAAUUCAGGGCCACCUGGGCCUGGAUCCAGCAAUGUUCAGGGCCUGGUCUCUCCCCCGGCCCCGCCUGCCGCUCCUUCACGCCUCCCUCCUCCCUGCCUCACCUGCGCCCUGGGCAGAAGGCGGCUGCCCCUGUAGCUGCGCACUGUACUCCCUUGCUGCCCGCCCACGGCAGACUGACUGACUGACUGGAGGCGCAGUGGCAUCCCUCCCCAUCCCGGCAGACAACUCCGAGGGGGCUUAUCUUGUCUGGAUCUCCUGAGCAGCAGCCUGGGGCUUGGGUGAGUGUCGUGCCGGGGGUUAGGGGCCCUCCCCUGGAGCUCGCUGCUGCUGGUGGGGAGAGGGCUGGGGGAAGUCCUCCUCUCUGGCCCCAGCCCUGGGCAGCCUGUCUACUGCACCCAAAGUUUGAACUCAUCCCCGGCCCAGCCCAGAGCUCGCACCCCCAACAAGAGUCCUCACACACCCCCGUCCCCAACCGUCUGUCCCAGCCCUGAGCCCCCUUCUGCAACGUGAACCCCUCAUUCCCAGCCCCUCCCCACAGCCCUCACCCCCGCACCUCGACCCUCUGCCCUACCCUGAUCCUCCUCCCACCUUCCAGACCCCUCAGCCCCACUCCAUUAAUUUUGUGUAAUAAUAAUCAACAAUGGAUAAAUUCUUAAUAAAGUUACCCUGUGUGACAAAGUGGGGGAUUUUCUUGUUUUUUUCCCCUUGUUUUUCCAAUGGUUUGCAUGCAGAGGAGGUGGGACUCAGUUUCCCUGGGUGUUACUGGUUUAAUGAGGUGAUAGGAGAAGGAGUUUGUUGUUACAGAGGACCUGAGAGGGAACUUGGGACCCCGGCCAAUGGCCUGGAGAAUGGAUACCCCAGCGACUGGUGAUCUGGUGACCCAAAGGCCCAGCUUGGUAGUAACAGCCAGUUCUUGCCAGUGGGAGGACACUGGGCUGCGAAGAGAGCACCCCAGUGACCUAACCAGCCAGUUCCAGC
Trachemys scripta elegans is the source of this 3370-nucleotide messenger RNA. RefSeq lists its product as uncharacterized. The transcript is spliced from 4 exons. The record is from RefSeq and is a predicted model, not a curated record. Gene Ontology annotation, molecular function: zinc ion binding. The coding region runs from base 206 to 1000 and encodes 264 amino acids. Lineage: Eukaryota; Metazoa; Chordata; Testudines; Emydidae.